AGAAAAUUAAUGAAAUUCAGCAAGAACAAAAAGAAGUAUUGGUAUGACAGCCCUACCCUGGGAUCUAAAAUGAUGUAUAAACCAACCCCUGUAAUAAAAGAUGACCAGACAAAAAUUAGGAAAGAAGAGAACAUACGCUGCAGAAUCUUGAACAGUCUCAUUCAUAAAACUCUGGCAGAGAUGAUGACUACCUGUGAAAUUAGUCAAGAACUUUAUGAUCUCAAGCUGGAAAUCUGCAAGGUGUCCCUGGCAUCAAACUUUUCAGCAUGUCGUGUAUACUGGAAUCCUGCUGCUACUAUAGAGACAGAAAGUUAUAUUGAGAGGGUGCUGCAGAAGAGUGCUCCCCGGAUACGGUAUCUUCUGACAAGUCAGCAGAUUCUAGGAAAUGUACCCCCAAUAAUAUUCGUAAAAGACAAAGAAGCUGCAGCUGUAAAAGAGGUUGAGGACUUACUGUCAAUUGCUGAUUUUGGACCUCCAGAAGAAGUAGAAACGUUAUCUCAAGAUGAUUCCAGUGAACUGUCCUCUUCAGCAACGCAGUCGUCAGAUUCUCCCAUGAGGUCUAAUCUGUUUGGUGUUGAUCAUGAACUGCUGAAUAAGCAGAUAAUGGACUACAAAAGACUGAAAGUGUCAAGACAUACGGAAAACAUUGCCUGGACAGAAGAGCAGGAACAGCAGCUUUCUGAGAUUAAAAAGAAAAUGAAAAAGAAAAAGACAGGGAAUCCUCCUGAUGAUGACAUUACACCACAGAAAUACUUACUGGACAGAUACGAAGAGGAUAACUGGGAUGAUAACACUGAAUCAGUCUCGGACUAUGAGCUGGAGGAUGAAUUACAGGAGGAAGAAAACGAAUUGGAGGUGGAUGAUGGCAAAAUGAAGUGA
This is a messenger RNA of Mesitornis unicolor (brown roatelo), 879 nucleotides long. It is a transcript of the gene RBFA, whose product is annotated as ribosome binding factor A (putative). The annotation marks the transcript as partial. The record is from RefSeq and is a predicted model, not a curated record. NCBI's taxonomy places the organism in Eukaryota, Metazoa, Chordata, Aves, Mesitornithiformes, Mesitornithidae. Gene Ontology annotation, biological process: rRNA processing. The transcript is spliced from 7 exons.